AAAAUGAUGUCGCAAAAAAAAAAAAAAAGUGCCGUAUGUUUUUAGAAAAGAGUAUAAGGUUCUCGAAAAAGGUUGAUGAUUUUGGAUUCUUUGAUGUAUGCUAUGAGACCGAUCCUAAAAAACCAGUUUUAUUUCUGCUUGCUAGAGUUCAUUUCGAACCUUUUAUUUUCAAGGUGUACAAGUCUUCAUCCAACCAAGCAUUGCGUGGUGAAUGUAAUGCUAUUGGAAGUAACUUUGUUAAACAAUUGCUUUAUAUGUUUAGAAUUCUUGUUAAAAUUGAUUAAGAAACAGUAGAAAAAAAGAUACAUAAUAAAAGGUAUAGUAAGAAAGUAAAGAUAUAACCCAUUUAAACUGUGUUGCUG
Rhizopus microsporus ATCC 52813 is the source of this 362-nucleotide messenger RNA. RefSeq lists its product as uncharacterized. The coding region runs from base 36 to 284 and encodes 82 amino acids. The transcript has a single exon. The record is from RefSeq and is a predicted model, not a curated record. NCBI's taxonomy places the organism in Eukaryota, Fungi, Mucoromycota, Mucoromycetes, Mucorales, Rhizopodaceae.